AUGGAAGCGCUAUUAAAUCUUGAAGCAGUCACGUGGCAAGGCAAUACUACCGGGUUGAGAUUUUUGUUUGAUAAAAUUGAAACGCAUACACGUGAAUUAGUAGCGUUAGGUGUUGCCCCAGAAGCCUAUAAUAGUUUGCUGCCAUCAUUAUUGAUGAAGAAGCUUCCUCAUGAAUUAUGUUUAGCAAUUAGCCGAAGAAUACCAGAAGAUGAAUGGAAUUUGGAGAGAAUUAUGAAAGAACUUUCAGAUGAGCUUCGGGCUAGAGAACGUACAGCAUCAGAGCGUAAGAAGACAAGCGAUGAGCAUCGUAGCCAUAAUAAAGGUGCUUCUUUCAAGCCUACUUCCGCUGCCUUACACUCACGUGUUUAUAGCUGCCAUUAUUGCGAAGGCAAUCACAAAUCGGAAUCAUGUUUGAAGGUUUCAAAACCUGAAGACAGGUGCCAGUUUAUACGUGAUAGUGGUAGUAGAUGUUUUGUGUGUUUAAAGAAGGGACAUGUGAGUAGAAACUGUAGAUUGGGUGGUAAAUGUAAACAUUGUCAAGAGAGACAUCACAAUAGUAUUUGUUUUAAAUUGAGUGGUGAAAAGAGUGAAGGUACAAGGGAAUCUGAUCAAAGAAAGGGGAGUCUUGAUCCCAAAGCAGAGCCUUUUAAGUCUUCUUCCUUGUUGACAGAUUCAAGUGGCCUAAUACUUUUACAGACUGCCAAAGCAUUUGUGGAAAAUUCCAAUUGCCAAGAUAUAAAGGAAUUGAGACUUAUAUUUCACAGUGGUAGUCAAAGGUCUUACAUUACUGAGAGAGCCAAAAGAGCAUUGUGUUUGAGAGUUAGUGGUAAGAGAGAUAUGAAUAUAACUACCUUUGGAGCCUGUGGGAGCAAAGGGUUCACCUGUGAAAUAGUGAGAGUGAAUGUAGAGACGAGAGAUGGUGAAAGGGUUGGUAUGAAGUUAACUAUUCCCAUUAUUUGUGAGUCCAUAACUGGGGUCUCUUUAAGUCAAUGUGUUCAAACCUAUGAGCAUUUACAGGGUCUCAAUUUAGCUGAUGAGAUAAAUGAAGGAGAAUUAAUAGAAUUUCAUGUAUUGGUUGGGCUAGAUUAUUAUUGGAGAUUUGUUACUGGGGAAGUCAUACAAGGGAAAAGGGGUCCAACUGCUAUUUAUUCUAGUUUGGGUUGGUUGCUUUGA
This is a messenger RNA of Amphimedon queenslandica, 1173 nucleotides long. RefSeq lists its product as uncharacterized. Gene Ontology annotation, molecular function: zinc ion binding; nucleic acid binding. The coding region runs from base 1 to 1173 and encodes 390 amino acids. The record is from RefSeq and is a predicted model, not a curated record. Lineage: Eukaryota; Metazoa; Porifera; Demospongiae; Haplosclerida; Niphatidae. The transcript has a single exon.